Messenger RNA from Haliotis rufescens (red abalone), 1065 nucleotides. RefSeq names its product mitochondrial import inner membrane translocase subunit Tim17-A-like. Gene Ontology annotation, cellular component: TIM23 mitochondrial import inner membrane translocase complex; mitochondrial inner membrane. Lineage: Eukaryota; Metazoa; Mollusca; Gastropoda; Lepetellida; Haliotidae. The transcript has a single exon. Bases 73 to 585 code for a protein of 170 amino acids. Gene Ontology annotation, biological process: protein import into mitochondrial matrix. Gene Ontology annotation, molecular function: transmembrane protein transporter activity. The record is from RefSeq and is a predicted model, not a curated record.
CGGUCGCUAGGGGGCUUCGAGCACGUUCUUUGCUUUCGUCCUUGGAUUUCGUAAGUUAAACGGGUCCGAAUCAUGGAAGAAUACGCUCGUGAUCCGUGUCCAUGGCGUAUAGUUGACGACUGUGGUGGCGCUUUUUCGAUGGGAGCUAUCGGUGGCUCGUUAUUCCAUGGAAUCAAAGGAUACAGAAACGCUCCUAGUGGAAACUACAGGCGACUUAUUGGCAGCCUCGUGUCCAUGAAAGAGAAAGCGCCCAUUACAGGGGGCAACUUCGCAGUGUGGGGUGGACUUUUCUCAGCAAUUGACUGUUCAAUGGUGUAUAUCAGAAAGAAAGAAGAUCCCUGGAAUUCUAUAACAAGUGGUGCCCUAACAGGGGCCAUUCUUUCUGUGAGAAAUGGAGCAGGAGCGAUGGUGGGUUCGGCCAUUAUUGGUGGUGUUCUGUUGGCACUCAUCGAGGGAAUGGGCAUUAUGUUUACACGAUUCUCAGCCGAACAGUUCAACCCAGCAAACAGAACAGUCAUGGAAGAAUCACAGCCCCCUCAAGCCCAGAGUAAUAUAUUUGGAUCCUCAACACCAAAUUAUCAAUAAUGAAUAUAUUUAUUAGACCAUGAACACAUUCAUAGCAUUUUAGAGACUACUUAUAUUCUUAUAACUGGUCUUGCAGAGUCUAAUGGGGGACUUUUAUGAAAACAUUUUUGAUGUGUUUCAAGCCGGAAACAGAUCAAUUGGAUAAAACUUGUGCUGUCGUGUUGGAACGGACGUUAAGACUGUCACUAAUGAUGGGAACUGUGAAGAGUUACAUUAAAACUGUAAUGUUGAAGUGAUGGGUUUGAUAUAUGCCUACACUCCAAUGUUUUCCACCUUAUCUGAAGUGUGUUAAACAUAUCAACAUUGACAUGUAAAAUGUGCAAGUGUCUGUGUAUUUGUUUCAAAUUUUAAUCAAGAAACUGAUUUUUCUGAUGACUCAAGUCAUUUCUUAAAUUGACUUGUUUAUGUAUGUGACAUACAUGUUGUAAAGUGAUACAUAGAAAGCAGAAAGAGACACUGAAAAUUAAAAUAUUUAAUUGA